AUGGAUGCCGACCGACGCCUUGUCAAAGCCCUGGAGGCUGCCAACGAUGCUCUUCAGCACCUUUCGAUGUCUCCAGACUUUGGAUGUCUCGACUGCACGCAUAUCGAUCGACUAUUGGCCAGAGUUGUCGACUUGCCAACGGAGGGAAACCAGAGGAAUAGCCGGAGAAACUUGCUCGUGAUUCGACAGUGGAUGAUCACAGAAGGGCCUGGUGUGGUGUUGUUGGAGGUGCUAGGCCAGCUGUACUGGCGGUUGGGUGAACUUAACGGAAAGCAAUUCGAGAAGUUCAAGGUUUCCCUCCAAACGCAACAGCCUUACCUAUCUCUUAUUCAAGAUGCGACCGCCGUUUCAUUAGUCGUGCAGCGGAUAAGACAUAUCCAAAGAUCGAAGUCAGAUGCUUGUCAGGACUUCCUUUGCGAAUUGUCCGAUAUUACUGGCAUGAAGGUUGAUACCCCCAUAGCGGAAAUGGAUGCUCUGAGGGCUACUUCUAGCAGCCCUUUUGCGACUCCUUCCGUGCGGUCUGCUGACAGUGGGUCCUCAGCCGAGUCUGGCCUCGUGAGUCUGGUGAAAUAUGUACCAAAUCCAGCAAUGUGGGGAAGCGAUAUGGAGCAGCUCCUCAUCGACUUUUAUAUCAACGGAAUCUGCCCUGGUCGAUCUCCCGCCACUACGUCCAAUGCCUACCUUUCACUGCUGCAGACCGCCAACACUUGCCAAAGUACUCGGUUUGCCCUGCUGAGCUUAAGUGCAUCAUAUAUCGGAGAAUAUUUGCACUCCGAGAAGGAGCAAUAUCACCAAGCUGAGCUUUACUACUCCACUCAAGCUCUCCAAGCCCUUGCAUGCCAGAUCAGCAAUGGCGAGAAUUACGAUGCUGCUCUCGCAACUAGCAUGCUUCUCAUGCACCACGACGCUGUCAACGACGAUGAUUCAAGCCUUUGCUGGUCAUGCCAUGCCAACAUCUUCGACACCAUCCCAUCCGAGUUCUUCAACCAUCACUCCGAUGCUGCGCUUUUCAUCCGAACCCAACUAGUUCUUGCACGGACUGCUCAAACUUCCUUCACGCUGCAAAGCACACGACUACAUUCCCUGGAGACCGAGAACUGGUACGAGGGCAUGCCAGCAACCGAGGCCCAAAAGAUCUGUGGAAUUCUUGGAAUGUCGCCGCAGUUACUAUUCCUGAUCUCCUCCGUCACAUCGCUUGCUUCGGAUAGCCAAGGGCCUCUCAACUCGCAAAAGCACAUGUACGCGCAACUUUUAGAAGGUCAGCUUACGAGCCUGAGGCAAUGGACAAUGGAGCUUCAGGGAGAGAGCCAGGAGGUGAUCGUCGCGACCGCCGAAGCCUUCCGACUUGCAGCUCUCAUCUACUUGCGGUGUCGCAUCUAUGGAUUCACUCGCUUCAACCCAGCCAUUGUUGAGCUUAACGAUGCUCUCAGCCACAUCUUGCUCACCCUUCCUGUAAAGGGUAAUCUCUACACCGCGAUCUAUCCCGUCUGGCCGCUUUUCGUCGCCGCUGUGACAGCCAACUCCGACAAGCGCGAUCGCAUCUACGCCCGCGUCGUCCCCAUCCGCGAGGGUGACAAGAACACCCUUCCAGCGGUCCUCAAGCGCAUCUCCGGUCUGCGCGUUUGGUUGGCAAAGCAAGAUGCAACAUUGCCACGCCGUGACGGGUGGUGGGAGGAGAUGCUUCAACCGAGCAGCAGUACCACUGCUCUUCCCGCCAAUCGAUUGCUAUGCCUUGGUUAG
Aaosphaeria arxii CBS 175.79 is the source of this 1740-nucleotide messenger RNA. RefSeq lists its product as uncharacterized. Gene Ontology annotation, cellular component: nucleus. The record is from RefSeq and is a predicted model, not a curated record. The transcript is spliced from 3 exons. NCBI's taxonomy places the organism in Eukaryota, Fungi, Ascomycota, Dothideomycetes, Pleosporales. Gene Ontology annotation, biological process: positive regulation of transcription by RNA polymerase II. The coding region runs from base 1 to 1740 and encodes 579 amino acids. Gene Ontology annotation, molecular function: DNA-binding transcription factor activity; transcription cis-regulatory region binding.